Molecule: messenger RNA, 2131 nt
Organism: Anguilla rostrata (American eel)
Lineage: Eukaryota; Metazoa; Chordata; Actinopteri; Anguilliformes; Anguillidae
Product: interferon-gamma-inducible GTPase 10-like
Exons: 4
Coding region: 403-1173 (256 amino acids)
Cellular component (GO): membrane
Molecular function (GO): GTP binding
Source: RefSeq, a predicted model, not a curated record
AGUCCUGAAUUACCCCUUAUUUUUCUUCGCUGUCGUGUCCACUGUCGUAUUAACUUAUUUCUUUGCGGUGAUACAUUUCCUUCGGUUUCGUUUUCAUAAGUUUUCGCUAUUUUGGUGCCAUUUCUGCACUGGAGUAAUCACAGUUCAGAAGAAUUUGGGUCGUAACAGCGCGCUUUGAGAUUCAAUUCUUAAGUCGAAAUCGAAACUCUAGCCUACUUAAGCAUCGUCGCGCCCGUGCACGUUGUGCGUUAGAAUUGAGAAGCCAUAACCGGUUUUUAAUGAACACUUCCCUGAUCGGAGAAUGAACACAAUCCGAAUAAGAGCAGCAUUAGGUAGAUGAAUGGUGUGUACAAAUGACUGGCCUCGAGAUGGUGUAAGUUUGGAGAAACGAGCAAGUUGACUAUGGCUGAGGAUUACUACUCGAUUGAUGAGGAUGAGGAUGAGGAUGAGGUGGAGCAGGUCAGGAAGGCACUGGAAAACCAGACCUUGACUUUAGCGGUGGCUAAGAUCCAGGACUACUGUGAGCAGCUUGACCAUGUGGACCUAAAUAUUGCCAUCACGGGAGAGUCUGGCUCUGGCAAGUCCACCUUUGUCAAUGCAUUCCUGGGCCUGGGGGAUGAAGACGAGGGGGCAGCUCCAACCGGUGUGGUUGAGACGACCAUGGAGCCAACUGUGUACCCCCACCCUAAAUAUCCCCAAGUCAAAGUGUGGGACCUUCCUGGGAUCGGGACACCCAACUUCAAAGUAGACGAGUACCUUCAAAAAGUAGAAUUCCAGCGAUAUGAUUUCUUCAUCAUCAUUGCCUCAGAACGAUUCAAAGUCAGCAGCUUGAAGCUGGCCACUGAGAUUCAGGGCAUGAAGAAGAGGUUCUACUUUGUUCGCUCAAAGAUCGACAGUGACCUAGAUGCAGAGAAAAGGAAGAAGGGCUUUGACAAGGACAAAACACUCAGUUUGAUUCGGCAAGACUGCAUCAAAGGCCUCCAGGAAAGCGGGGUGCCAUCUCCCGCAGUCUUCCUCGUCUCCAGCUUCAACCUGCAGCUCUACGACUUCCCGCAGCUGGAGGAGACGAUGGAGAGAGAGCUGCCCAAGCACAACGAUGAGACCAUUGCAGACAGAUGUAUCAAGAGUCAACUUCUGACCAGUUCAUGUGACUUUGUGGAAAAUUACUUCUGAUCUUCUGUUGUCUUAUGCAGUAUAACAAAAAUAUGUGAUCUUUAAAAGGGAAUUCCACUGCAAAACAACAUUAACCCCAUUUAACUGAUUUUACCAGAUGAUUCUCUCAGUGACUGGCAAAAGCAAUCUCUGAACAAAGAUAUCAGCAGAGAUAGGGGCUAAUUUUCCUUUACCAGUUCAUUUUUGAAGAACUACAAUGGGGGGGGGGGGGGUAGUUCUUAUAGACGAAGGGGGCAUUGAUCGGACUCCCGUCAGAGAGAGAUUUUGGCUAGCAGCUGUUCCAACUGUAAAAAGUAUUACCUUUUUUAAUUUGUGCUUGUUUUAAUUGAGAGCUACAUCUACUGAAGUAUGCCAACUGUGAAUGGUGAGUUUCAAAUUUUUCAACAUUUUUAGGGCUUUAAGUUCACACGAAGAUGGAACCACAGGGUUGCAGCUAGUCAUUAGCAGGUAAAGCAGGUACCUGGAGCAUGUGCAGUAACUCAGGGCUGUAUCUCUGCAUGCACUACAAGUAUGGAGUCAGGUUGAGGGCUCAUUUUAUGUUCAUCAGGAGGACACUCAAUUUAAAAUGGCAUUCCCCUUUGACAUCAAAAUGUACCCAGGCAAUCGCUGAGCGUUUGACUAUACCACUUUUUGUAUCUUGCUUUUUUAUCCUUAACAGAAAGAGCCAAACAUUACAAGUUCAUGAGGACGUUUUCAUGGGAAUUAAACUUUGUAUAUUCUUUAGGAAUAUAUAGUACUUUUUUCAAUUUUUAUGUGGAUGUGUCAACAGGUCUAUACAGAAAAUGUAUUCACACCAUGGACAAAUACAUAGCUGGUUUGACUUAUUUUAUAGAAGGACAAUCAUCUACAUUUCAGGGAAACAAUCCAUGUUCUGUUCUGUUUGGGACUGGUAUAGCACAUACAUGGUUGGAGUGGGUAUUUUAUAUUUAAAAUUAAGCUAAUUUAUGUCACAUGUAAG